Messenger RNA from Microthlaspi erraticum, 1698 nucleotides. Lineage: Eukaryota; Viridiplantae; Streptophyta; Magnoliopsida; Brassicales; Brassicaceae. The record is from the annotation of a GenBank genome assembly.
AUGAUUCUGGGGUGUUUCCCUGUAAGAAGCAAGAAGAAACGAGGCUCUGUUUCAAUGAAGCGAAUGGAGCCUGAAGAAAGCAUACCAACUGCUUUACCGGAACCGCCGAAGAUUCCUCCAAGCCGUAAUCUACAAUCUGCUCCUCCAAGUUUCAAGACUCGAGUGAAGCCAAUUCACUCCAACAACAACGGUGGACCAGCAGGAGGAGGGAUGAGUAGCAGCCGAGCAAGAGUGAUGUCUGCUCCGUCAAGCAUCCACGGUGUAGUGGACCGUGAUUUGCUCUCAGGAGGUUCAGGAGCUAACCUCGAUGAUCAAGACGAACAACAACAACAGCCGAGAGUAUCUAACCCGCAACCGCUUCCGUUACCGUCUCCGAAGACGGCUUCUUCUUCGUUGAAGCAUUGGGGCAGUUUCAAAUCUUUCAACGGAAGAAGCAGCCAAGUCUCCGCAUCCACAUCAGCUUCAGCUGGGCCUUUGCCUUUACCACCAAGCGGUUCUGUUAGAAGCUUCUCUUAUGAUGAAGUUGUGUCCGCUUGCAAGGCGUUUUCUUCAGACCGAUGCGUCUCUGAAGGCCUGUCUUCUGUUGUCUACAUGGCUUCGUUUGGUGAUGAGGCUUCGACUGUUAACUUAAAGAAGGUCGAAGCAACUGUUGUCCGCCUUCACGUAACCACCACUCAGAGUAUCAGAGAGUUCAUUAAUGAAGUGAACACGUUAGCGUCACUGCAACACCAGAAUCUCUGUAAGCUUGUUGGCUACCAUGCGCGUGAAGGAUCCGACACAAGAAUGUUGGUCUACGAGAGGCUUGCUUACGGAAGCUUGGACCGGUUGCUUCACGGGAGAUCUGAUGGUCCUCCGCUUGAUUGGAACACUAGAAUGAAGAUUGCGUUAUGCGCUGCUCAGGGUCUUACCUUCUUACACGAAGAAGGCCCGUUUCAGGCAAUGUACAAUGAGUUCUCAACGGCGACUAUCCAAGUGGAUAAAGAUUUCAGCGCCAAGCUGUCAGGAUACGGUUGCGUAAGCCACGCGCCAGAGACGGAGACCUCGAACAGCUCAGCGCUUGCGAAUCUCUCGGUGGAGACGAUAGAGAGAGGGCUUCUGACACCGAAGAGCAACGUGUGGAGCUACGGGAUAGUUCUUCUCGAGAUGUUGACUGGUCGGAAGAACAUGGACGGGUCGUAUCCGAAAGAAGAAAGGAACUUGGUGAAAUGGAGCAGAGCGUUUUUAGCUGACGACUGUAGGCUCUCGCUGAUAAUGGAUCCUCAGCUUAAGAGUCGGUUUCCGGUUAAAGCGGCGCGGAGCAUUGCGGAUCUUGCGCAGAAAUGUCUUCAGGUUGAGCCAUCAGAGCGUCCUACAAUGAGAAACAUUGUGGAUCAGCUUAAGAUCAUACAGGACAUGAAGUACGCGUGUAGGUUUCCGUUACGAGAACCUGCACCGGUCGCGGGAAGGAAACAUAUGGGAAGGUCUAGUAGUCUUAAUACGAUUGUUUGGACACCGGCGGCGGCAGCGCCACCUAGGUCGAGUUUUUCGCCGUCGCCUCCAGCACGACGACCGUCGGUUUCGCCCAAAAGGGGACGGGCGAUCGUGUUCCCGGCGGUGGUUCCGCAACGAGUGUGUUCGACGUUGGAGGAGAUAAGCCGGGAAGAGGUUCGGAGAUAUUCAUCGGCCAGUGGUAGGAGAACUAGCCUCGAAGGGUUUUGA